This is a messenger RNA of Ceratotherium simum simum (southern white rhinoceros), 1330 nucleotides long. NCBI's taxonomy places the organism in Eukaryota, Metazoa, Chordata, Mammalia, Perissodactyla, Rhinocerotidae. The record is from RefSeq and is a predicted model, not a curated record.
GCAGCUGUAUAUUGUGAUAAGUGGGAAAAUGUCAGUGCAACAAAUUUUUGAAAUGUCUAAUUUGGUGUGAUUUCAGCGAGGAGGACAUGUAUCGUGACGCAGAUGAAAUAGAAAAGGAGAAAGAAUUACUUAUACAUGAAAAAGGAUCAUCAGAACUCAGAUUAAGUGUAGCUCCUGAAAUGGAUAUCAUGGACUACUGCAAAAAAGAAUGGAGGGGAAAUACACAGAAAGCGACGUGUAUGAAAAAGGGCUACGAGGAGGUGUCUCAGAAAUUCACCUCCAUAAGGCGAGUCCGUGGAGAUAAUUACUGUGCGCUGAGGGCCACACUGUUCCAGGCCAUGAGCCAGCCGGCGGCACUGCCCUCUUGGCUUCUGGACCCGGAGCUCACGCUGUUACCAGAAAAACUCAUAAGCAAAUACAACUGGAUCAAACAGUGGAAACUUGGACUGAAAUUUGAGGGGAAGAGUGAGAACCUGGUUGAUAAAAUCAAGGAGUCCCUCAUUCUGCUAAGGAAGAAGUGGGCAGGCUUGGCCGAAUUGAGAACUGCCGAAGCAAGGCAGAUAGCUUGUGAUGAACUGUUCACAAAUGAAGAGGAGGAAUACAGCCUCUAUGAAGCUGUAAAAUUUCUAAUGCUGAACAGAGCCAUUGAACUAUAUGAUGAUAAAGAGAAGGGAAAAGAAGUACCAUUUUUCUCUGUGCUUCUGUUUGCUCGGGACACAUCAAAUGACCCUGGACAGCUGCUGAGGAACCAUCUAAACCAGGUGGGACACACUGGUGGCCUUGAACAGGUUGAAAUGUUCCUUCUCGCCUAUGCCGUCCGCCACACCAUCCAGGUGUACCGCCUCUCCAAGUACAGCACUGAAGAGUUCAUCACAGUCUACCCCACUGACCCACCCAGAGACUGGCCGGUGGUGACCCUGAUCGCUGAGGACGAUCGGCACUACAACAUCCCCGUCAGAGUGUGUGAGGAGACGAGUCUGUGAGAGAAGCAUGCCGGGACAGCCUGGCGAUGUGGCCAAGGUGCGCAGGCAGCUCCUUGGCUUGGUCUUCGGGCCUGUGAGUCUCUUAGAAUGACCUGUGAGAACUCUUGGGCCCUGUGAGCCAAGCUGGACUGGGAUGUUCUGAAGACUAGCGUUUGAUAAGAAGAAUUAACCAAGUUUUUCCCCUCAUCUGUGAUGCAGCAUGUUUCAGGGGGGGGCCUUCAGAGCACGCCUGUUGGAAGGUGCAAACUACACUUCUCCAAAAACAAAUACUUUUGUAUCAGAGGAGACUCAUUUUGGAGAGGAUUGUAUUCUUUAUGUCUCAAAUCAAAACUUUCUCUAAUUGUAAA